UGUGGUCUGUUUGUCACUUCAACAAACACUUAAAAAUAUUGUUAUAAAUAAAUACAUAAUUUAUUUAUUAUAGAUUCUCUCUAAAUGUAAAUAACAAGUUAGGUACUUGUGUUAUGAAAAUAAGAUGUAAGCUGUGCGGCCGUAAUGUUAACAGUACCUAUGGUUUAUUGAAUUUAAAUAUAAAAAUCUCUGUAAUCUAUAUAAUACCUAAUUAACAUUGCAAGCGUAGAGCUCCUGAAACUGCAUAUGGUUUUAUUUUCAAUUAUGCAAGCUAAGAAGCGCUUUAUUAUACUUUCACUGACCAGCGGAAUUUUGGUAUAUUGCUACUUCGGCACAUAUCGUUUAAAACCAGACCGGACUCCCAACAGCCGAGAGACUCAACUUCCCAGUUUUGCUUCUUUAGAAGAGUUGUCAGAGUUACCUUCGCAACCACAUAGAAAGUUAACUACGGGCUCAAUUCCAUGUAGAAUGGAAACAUGCUUUGAUUUCUCAAAAUGUGGUAAAGAUCCAAAAAUUUAUGUAUAUCCUAGUGAUGGUCCUGUGAGUGCAUCAUAUCGUAAAGUUAUAUCAGUUAUCAGAGAGUCACGAUAUGUAACACGAGACCCGAAUGAAGCUUGUCUAUUUGUACCUGCAAUUGAUACCUUAGAUGCUGAUCCACUAUCUCCAGAGCAUGCACCUGAUGUAGCAUCACGUUUAACUCGUUUACCUUACUGGAAUAAUGGUCGAAAUCAUCUCAUAUUCAACUUGUAUGCUGGGACAUGGCCUGAUUAUGCUGAAAGUGCCCUGGGAUUUAACCCAGGAGAAGCUAUCUUAGCAAGAGCAAGUGCUUCUGAAACUUUUUUCAGAGAUGGAUUUGAUAUUUCAUUGCCUUUGUUUCAUAAAGAACAUCCAGAGCGUGGGGGUGUUCCACCAGCUGCUACUUACAAUUUCUUUCCAGCACCAAAGCGGCAUUUGUUAGCAUUUAAAGGCAAAAGAUAUGUUCAUGGUAUUGGCAGUGAGACUAGGAACUCAUUGUGGCAUUUGCAUGAUGGUAAUCAUCUUAUUUUGGUUACAACAUGUCGUCAUGGCAAGUCUUGGAAGGAUUUACGGGAUGAAAGAUGUGAUGAAGACAAUAGAGAAUAUGACAAAUUUGACUAUGAGCAGUUAUUGUCUAACUCAACAUUUUGCCUUGUGGCACGAGGGCGACGUCUGGGUUCAUAUCGCUUUCUUGAGGCUUUAGCAGCAGGUUGCAUUCCUGUGUUAUUAAGCAACGGUUGGCGGUUACCUUUUGAUGAGCGUAUUGAUUGGCGUCGUGCCGUUAUUUGGGCUGAUGAGCGUCUCUUGUUGCAGGUGCCUGAGCUGGUUCGCUCUGUACCCCCAGAGCGCAUUCUUGCUCUGCGGCAGCAAACUCAAUUCUUGUGGGAGCAGUAUUUUUCCUCCAUCGAAAAAAUUGUCUUCACUACAAUAGAGAUUUUGCUGGAGCGUGUGCUAGAACAUAGGUCGUCGAAACAACGAGAAGCAUUAAUUUGGAAUGCAUUUCCUGGUGCCCUGGGAACUUUAGCUACUUAUGGUGAUUCCCGGGUUCAUUUCCCUAUAUCGGCUCCCAUUCUCCAAGCGCCGGUUUGUCCGUCCACUCCACUGUCUCCUCUGCCGGCUCCUUCGGUACCUCUAGCAGCGCCUCCGGCCACACCGGGCAACACGUUUACAGCUUUAUUGUAUGUCCAAACUACGUCACCAGCGUUGCAUAAACUACUCGCCAACAUCGCAAGUAGUGAAUAUUGUGAAAAGGUUGUACUAGUGUGGGACAGCGAACGCGCCGCGCCUUCACUAAAGUCACUGUCGCGGUUAGCGGGCGACCCUCGGGAUCCAUUACCUGUUCUCGUUGUUGACGCCACCACUCAUUAUCCCGGGGAAGGAGUUUCAGCCCGUUGGCAACCAUUGUGGGCAGUUCCAACGGCUGCUGUGUUCUCCUUAGAUGGCGAUGCUCCGCUUCUGGCCGAAGAACUAGAUUUCGCUUUUCGGGUGUGGCAACAUUUUCCUGAACGCAUAGUCGGCUACCCAGCUCGGACUCACUUUUGGGACGAGGCAAAGGGUGCUUGGGGUUACAGCAGCAAAUGGGGCGACGCUUAUUCUAUGGUGUUGCCGGGCGCGGCGCUAGUGCACCGCUCAGUGCUGGCGCUGUAUGCCGCCGCGGCGCCGGCGCUGCGCCAAGCCGUGCGACGUACGCGUAAUUGCGAGGACAUACUUCUGAAUUGUCUCGCUUCUCAUCUCACCCGUCGUCCGCCGCUGAAGUUAGCACAGCGACGGCGCUAUAAAGCUACUCACCACAGAUAUAAAUCGUCAUGGAGCGACCCUGAACAUUUUGUUCAAAGGCAAUCCUGUCUCAAUACUUUUGCUACUGCUUGGGGUUAUAUGCCACUUAUGCGAUCUGUUUUGAGAUUAGAUCCUAUAUUAUUUAAGGACCCUGUAUCGACGCUUAGGAAAAAGUACAGAAAAAUGGAAUUAGUAACUUCUUAAGUCUCUUCUAUAUUAAGUGUAAGAACGAAUCCAAGUAUCGAUUUUGCUUGUUCAAGCGAUGACGCAAGCAGAUUUACCUACUCAUUUAACAUUUGCAAGCAGAGAGACUCCUAACGCGGUCAGUAUCUUGUUUCAAAAUAUACAAUCAACGAAAACGUGAUUGCGUAGCGAUCCGAAGGCGGUGUGGUGCGCAUGCGACAGGCUGCGGCGUGGUAUGCGGCAUCUCUGCUCUGCGUGCACAAAAAUUUGCGCACAUGUUAGUUGACAUUAAAUAAUAAUGUCAUAGAAAUGUCAGCCUCCAUUAUACUUAUGUUAAGUACGUCACGUACGUAGCGAAUCCUAUAGAUAUCAAGUAUUUGUUGACUACGCGUCGCGCCGCGCCGCCUCGCCGCCUCACGUUUACAUCCAGGUCACUCACAUUGGACGCGUUAAACAACACUGCCCCCACCAGGCAAAAAUAAUAUUAUUAAGAACUUGUUCGAAUAUGGGCUUCAAGUGUUGCUCUUUAGAUAUAUUUAGGUACAUUUGCAAAGUUAGCAGACAGCUCGCGGGCUCGUCCAGCAGUCCAAUACCGCUCUUAGAUUGUUAGUUGAUGCAAAGUAGAUAUAUCAAAGAUCGAUAAGGUUUAUGUUAAUGAUUUUGUAUAAUAUUAUUUUUUGAUGUUGGGAGCAGUUAUUUAAGUGAGCUAUAACCAUAACACUUUAUACUUUUAAUGAGCCACCGACACGGUAUAUUUCUUUCGAGUGACAUAACAUGACUGUGGUUUUAAUAAAAUUAUUCACGCCAAAGAA
Molecule: messenger RNA, 3287 nt
Organism: Helicoverpa zea (corn earworm)
Lineage: Eukaryota; Metazoa; Arthropoda; Insecta; Lepidoptera; Noctuidae
Gene: ttv
Product: exostosin-1
Exons: 8
Coding region: 247-2496 (749 amino acids)
Cellular component (GO): membrane
Molecular function (GO): glycosyltransferase activity
Source: RefSeq, a predicted model, not a curated record